Pundamilia nyererei is the source of this 1538-nucleotide messenger RNA. Its product is annotated as butyrophilin subfamily 1 member A1-like. The annotation marks the transcript as partial. Gene Ontology annotation, cellular component: external side of plasma membrane. Gene Ontology annotation, molecular function: signaling receptor binding. Gene Ontology annotation, biological process: regulation of cytokine production; T cell receptor signaling pathway. The transcript is spliced from 6 exons. Lineage: Eukaryota; Metazoa; Chordata; Actinopteri; Cichliformes; Cichlidae. The record is from RefSeq and is a predicted model, not a curated record.
CCGGAAAGAGCUUCCCUCCCGUCUUUCUUGACAUCAAGUUGAGGACGUUCAGAAACAGAAUCGCACCAUGCUACAUGUGAGAGCUCAACAAGACUUUAUGGUUCUGUUUGAUCGAUGCAGCGUGCUGGUUUUCUACACAGCUGCUGUCUUUGUCCUGAUACACCCAUGCAGAGGUCAGUCAGAGGUUAUCGGUCCUCCUCAGACAUUAGUGGCUUUGAUUGGUGAUGACAUCAUUUUGCCGUGUAACCUGGACCCUGUUAUGGAUGCUUUAGACAUGGCUGUGGAGUGGGCGAGACCUGACCUAAACCCCAGAUUUGUCCUUGUGUGGCGUGACGGUGUGGAACUGGAGUCUAAAAAACAUCCGUCCUACACCAACAGAACCUCUCUGUUCACAGAUGAACUGAAGAAUGGAAACAUUUCACUGAAAAUCUCCAAAGUCAAACUGUCUGAUGAGGGAACGUACAGAUGUUUUGUUCCAGAACUGAAAAGACAAACUACAGUUAAGCUUGUUGUUGGUGCUGCCUCUUCACCUGCUGCAGAGAUUAAUAAAUCCAUCAGUGGAGUGGUGUUACAGUGUGAGUCUGCAGGCUGGUAUCCAGAGCCUGAGCUGCUGUGGUUGGACGGUGAGGGAAACCUCCUCUCUGCUGGACCUACAGAGACCCUCAGAGGUCCUGAUGACCUCUAUACUGUCAGCAGCAGAGUGACUGUGGAGAAGAGACACAGCAACAACAUCACCUGCAGAGUCCAACAGAGGAACACCAACCAGAGCAGAGAGACACACAUACAUGUUCCAGAUGACAAUUUUGUGGUCAUCGGUCCUUCCAGUCCUCCCAGUCCUCCCAGUAAUCCAACUAACGACCCAAAUAUCAUUGGUUUGGUCAUGGGUGUUCUUGUGGUCUUUCUGAUUCUUGCUGUUAUCUUUGUUGUGUGGAAGAAGAGACAAGCCAAACUCAAAAACAAGAAGAGCGAGGAGGAAGGAGCUGAAAUCGGGAUUGAUCGAGAAAGUGAACCACUAAUGACAGGAAGAGAAGAAGAGAAUGAUGUGGCCAGCAAAAAAGAGCAAAAACAUGAAGAUGAAAGAGAAACUAAAAAAGAUAAGUUUGUUUCAGAAACAGAGCAAAUGAAGGACAUCAAAAGUCCACAAAAUAGUACAAUAAAUACAUCUACUGUUAUUGGUAAAGAGUCUUUGAAUAUCAUAGAACGAGAAAGACAUGACGUGACAGAAAGAGAAGAAGAGGAUGAUGUGGACAGCAGUGGAGAGAAAAACUUUAAAGAGGAAAGAGAAACACAACAAGAUGAUCAUGAGACAGAAACAGAGCAAAGAAAGGACACCGACAGUCCACAAGAAAGGAGAAUAAAUCCAUAUACUGUUAAUGACAAAGAGUCUUUGAUUAAGAUAGAACAAGAAACACAGGACAUGACAGGGAGACAGGAAGAGGGUAACGUGGACAACAGUGGAGAGAAAAAGAUACAAGAAAAAGAAAAGAAAAAGAAACGGAGCAAAGAAGUGGACACCGACAGUUCAGGAACAAAAACAU